Messenger RNA from Helobdella robusta, 2227 nucleotides. RefSeq lists its product as hypothetical. The transcript has 16 exons. Lineage: Eukaryota; Metazoa; Annelida; Clitellata; Rhynchobdellida; Glossiphoniidae. Bases 177 to 2039 code for a protein of 620 amino acids. Gene Ontology annotation, biological process: cell division. Gene Ontology annotation, molecular function: protein binding. The record is from RefSeq and is a predicted model, not a curated record.
CCCGAUCCGUCUCUAGUUAUUAAAUGAAUGAAAGUAGCUGGUAGAGACGUACACACAUAAAUAAUAGGAAUAUAUUUAGUUAUAUGCCUAAUAAAGAUUGGCACAACAUACGUCAUAUUAGACACAAAAAAUAGAAUAAUAAUCUUUUUCGUCCGCGAAAUUUAAAUAAAUAUAAAAUGGAGGUGCAACCACAACAAGAAGCUGACGACGAUGUCACGGCUACUAACAACAACAACAAUGCUGCAGACGCCUGUUCAAAUUCUGCACUAACCCUGGAUCUGAACAAAAUUGACUUACCUACCUUUAGGCAGAUGAUCAAGCCUUACUUACAAAGGCACCAGCUUGAAACAGCUUUAUUCUGGUAUGACAAAUUAGUGACAUUGUCAAAAGGAAAUCCGCAAGAUGUUUACUGGUAUGCAGACACCCUAUACAAAUCAGGCCAGUACCACAGAGCCUCCAAACUGCUUGAGAGAUACAAACUUGAUGAGAGAUGUGUUUCAGGGAGGUACUUGAAAGCCAAGUGUCAUUACGAGUCGAAAGACUUCCAAGAGGCCCUGAACAUUCUGCAGGAUUUUGAUGAGAGCGAAAAAUCCAAAGAUAUAAAAAGUGAAAAUAUUGAUGGCAUACCAAAAAGUGAUGCCUCAUUGGAGAGUGCAGUCUUGUUAUUGAAAGCAAAGAUCUACGAAUGUAUGGAAAACCGAGAGCUGGCACUGUCCUGCUACAAAAAAUCGUUAAAGUUGGAUGUGAGGUGCUUUGAGGCUUUCAACAACCUCAUCCAACAUCAAAUGCUCAGUGCUCCUGAAGAGAAGAAACUAAUGCAGCAGUUGAACUUCAACUUAUGUGAGGAUGAGUCCGAGAGAACACUCACCAAGUACCUCUACAGGAAGAUGCUUAAAAAGUACAACAAGCCACAGGACGUUUCAAAUGAGAUAGACCAACUUAACGACAACUUCGACGUUUUGGUGUCGAAGGCAGAACAACUCUUUUACAACUGCGAGUUCAACAACUGCUUCAAAAUAACCUCUGGGAUCUUGAAAUCAGAUCCAUACAAUCCAUCCUGCUUGCCUGUCCAUAUAGCUUCAUUGGUGGAACUCAGAAAAACAAAGGAGUUAUUCUACCUCGCUCACAAGCUCGUCGAUUUGUAUCCCAAUAAAGAAAUAUCCUGGUUUGCAGUCGGCGCCUAUUACUUCCUCAUCAACAAGCACGAACCAGCCCGCCGGUACCUCAGCAAGUCGACCACCUUGAACAGAGUGUUCAGUCCAGCCUGGCUCAUGUACGGGCACUCAUUCGGUGUCGAGAACGAACACGACCAGGCCAUGGCUGCAUACUUCUCGGCGUCUAAACUCAUGGAAGGCUGCCACCUUCCCCUCCUAUACAUCGGGCUGGAGUAUGGACUGACCAACAACUCUAAAUUAGCAGACCGGUUCUUCACUGAGGCGCAGAAGAUAGCUCCCGAAGACCCGUUUGUUCUGCACGAGAUUGCAGUCAUUGCAUUUCAAAAUCAACAAUAUGCAGAAGCUGAGAAUCAUUUCUUGAAUGCAUUGAACAAGUUUGUCGCAUCACCUCAAAGCUUGAAGUCAGACAAAUGGGAGCCUCUAUUUAAUAAUCUCGGUCAUGUCAGCAGGAAGCUCAAGAAAUUUCAGAAUUCUAUAAAGUACCACAAAGAAGCUCUCACCUUGCUUCCCAACAAUUCUUCAACGUACUCAGCUCUUGGUUACACAUAUGCUCUCAGUGGCGACUACCAGUCGUCCAUCGAUUGCUUUCAUAAGUCUCUGGCAAUACGCAAAGAUGAUGCCUUCACGACGACGAUGCUCAACAUGGUCGUCGAACAUUUCAUGAAUGAAUACAAACCAUAUCCAGAAUUUUCAGACGCCCUCCCGUUUUUUACCCCUGCCGACACCAUUCCAAAAUAUCUUGGGAGUUCAAAAGUUGAAGUGACGAAGAGCGAAAGUAGCAGCAUAACGCUCGAUGACACGGAAGAACCGCUAGCCGUCAAGGAGGUCUCCAUGAUCCAAGACGAGGAAAUGGAAGAUGUUUGAUAUUCUGAUUGACGAUAUCAGUCUUUUUCUAGUUAUAAUGAAAUUAAAUCGCAUUAUUCAAUUCAACUGAUCACUUUCGAUACUUUCAAUAAAUUCUGUUCUUGCCUUUUGUUAUAUAAAAAUGCAACGACUACAGUCCCAAAUUUCGUGCUAUACUUUUCUGACACAAUAAACCGGAAUCACUUUCA